Messenger RNA from Exophiala oligosperma, 1453 nucleotides. RefSeq lists its product as uncharacterized. NCBI's taxonomy places the organism in Eukaryota, Fungi, Ascomycota, Eurotiomycetes, Chaetothyriales, Herpotrichiellaceae. Gene Ontology annotation, molecular function: oxidoreductase activity, acting on NAD(P)H. The record is from RefSeq and is a predicted model, not a curated record. Bases 306 to 1337 code for a protein of 343 amino acids. The transcript has 2 exons.
UGGGUAUUAAUAAUAAACCCAGGCGUUGUCCUCAAAGCUGACUCGCACUCCAUUACUCCGCUCUUGAUCCGUUUGAUCUUUGUACGAGAUAACGUAUAAUAAAUCUAUAUCCGUCUCACUGUUUUUUUCUCUCUCUCUACACGAGUUGCGAGUAAAUAAACAGAUUUACUUAUACUACCUUUUACCUCAUACCGUCUUGGCUUUCCCUUUUUUUUUUGCAAACCUCGACGCUCAAUCUUUGAACCUUUUUUCUGUUCUUCCUUUCCCCUACAACUCAGGACACCUCGUCGCUCAUCAUCGUCAACAUGAAGGCCGUCGUCUACCGCGGGAAGCAGGCCGUGGUCGAGGGGGACCGGCCGAUCCCGAAACUCCGGGACGAUUACCUCCUCGUCAAGGUCGCCGCCGUCGCCCUGAACCCGACCGACUGGAAGCACGUGGCGGGGGACAUGGCCGCCGAGGGCGGCCUCAUCGGUUGUGACUUCUCCGGCUACGUCGAGGAGGUGGGUUCGGCCGUGACCAAGUCUUGGUCCAAGGGGGACCGGGUCAUGGGCGUCGCCCACGGCGGCAAUUUCGUGCAGCCCGACGACGGCUCCUUCGCCGAGUACAUCGUGGCCAAGGGGGACGUCCAGAUCAAGAUGCCCGACGGGUUGACCUUUGAGCAGGCCGCCACGGUGCCCCUCGGCGCCUUCACCGUCGGCCAGGGACUCUACCAGCAGGCCCUCAAGCUCAACCUACCCACCGACCCCGUCAAGACCGGAGAGUACGUCUUGAUCUACGGUGGGAGUACGGCCACGGGGGCUCUAGGUGUUCAAUAUGCUACGUUGUCAGGAUACAAAGUCAUAACGACCUGUUCCCCGCGCAACUUUGACUACGUCAAGUCUCUCGGGGCCACCGAAGCUUUCGAUUACAACGACCCCGAGGGCGCCAAAAAGAUCCGCGAGUUGACCGGCAACAAGUUGAGAUACGCCUGGGACACCGUCUCCGAGGCCAACUCUCCCCAGUUUUGUGCCGACGCGCUCAGCUCCGAGGCCGGCUGCGUCUACGGGUCGAUCCUGCCGGUGAAGUUCCCCCGGGACGACGUCGAGGCAACGGGGACCCUGAUGUACUCCAUCUUCGGCGAAGCAUUCGAAUUCCGAGGGACCAAGAUCCCCGCGGUCCCGGCCGACUUUGAAUUCGCCAAAAAGUUCGCCGCCGUCACGGAGAAAUUGUUGGCCGAGGGUAAAUUGAAACCUCACGCCCAACAGGUGGGGAGUGGUGGAUUGGAAGGUGUAUUGCAGGGGUUGGAAGAUCUCAAGGCCGGCAAGGUCAGUGGGAAAAAGUUGGUCUACAAGAUCUGAACACCUACCUUGGAUAGGUAUUAGGUGGCUAUCGGGUCGGCAUUUAUUACCUGUACAUACACUAGCAUAGUGUUGUCAUGAUAUACCAAAUCAAAUGUCUUCGUAUAUCGUUUAUA